AAUAAAUUUUGAUAACAAAGUGCAUUUUUGGCGUACAGUUCUACGAUAGCUGUUGUGUGUGAUCAUUAAUCUGUGAUAAGUUUUUUUUUUCUAAGUUUUACGUCAAAGUUCAGUCUUGAAGCUGUCACGAUGGCGGCAAAGUGUGAGAUUGGUGUGUCGCAGUUUUUUGCCGGGAAACACGUCUUCAUCACUGGCGCCACCGGGUUCAUGGGGAAAGUCCUGGUGGAACGUCUACUUUCCACCUGCGCUGACGUGGGCCGCAUUUACCUCCUGAUGAGGAGCAAAAAGGACCAUUCGCCUGAACAGCGGCUACAGGAGCUGAAAGCUUCACAGGCAUUCGACAAUCUCCGGCAGUCCCAGCCGUCUCAGCUGGAGAAACUUCGUAUCGUGGCCGGGGACAUCAUGCUCCCAGGGUUGGGCAUCUCCCAGGAGGGCUUGGAGGAUCUACAGGAGGUGUCGGUAGUUUUCCAUUCCGCCGCCACAGUUAAAUUCAACGAAGCCUUGAAGAUAGCCAUUGAGCAGAACUUGAUGUCCGUCAUCAGACUGCUGGAGAUCUGCGACAGACUUCCUCACAUGCAGGCAUUCGUCCACGUUUCGACAGCGUACAGCAACCCGGAAUUAUCCACCGUCGAAGAGAGAGUGUACCCGCCGCCCGUGCCGUUAGACUAUCUUCUUGACCUGGCCGCUGAAGAUAGUCCACUUCUGGACAAUGUCGAGAGCUUCAUAUCUCCGAAACCGAACUCGUACACGUUCACGAAGGCUAUGGCCGAGGCCGCUGUCCAGAGACACGGAUGCCAGUAUUAUCCUAUUGCUAUCGUCAGACCUACUAUAGUCAUAUCAUCCCUGAAACACCCGUUCCCCGGCUGGUUGGAGAAUGCCAACGGGCCGACUGGAGUCAUAUUUGGAGCUGGGAGGGGUUUACUACGAGUUUUCAGGUGUCGUCAGUCAGCACUGGCCGACCUCCUUCCCGUGGACAUAGGCAUCGAUACGCUGAUCGCGGCCGCGUGGGAAGUCGCCAGUGAUCGCCCACCAUCCCCCCGCGUCUACAACUGCUCGAUAUCUGAAAACCCAACGACUUGGGGCGACCUGAAGAGGGCCAUCAACCUUCACACGAGGAGUCAGCCUCAAUGCGGGGCGGUGUGGUACCCUGGGCUCCAUACAGCUGAGAACGGAUUCUUGUACAAAAUAUUAGAAGUAUUAUUGCAAACGACGCCAUUAUAUAUCGGAGAGAUCUUGGUCAGAAUUCUUGGAUAUAGUCAUAAACGCCUAAACCUCAUCCGAGUAAGCACCCAAAUGAAGAACAUGCAGAACGCGAUGAAAUACUUCGCGUUGCGAGAGUGGAGGUUCCAAUCCGAUAACGUAAGAAGACUAAGGGAGAGAAUGAGCGACGUGGACAAGAGGAUUUAUAACCUGGACCCUUGUAGUAUAGUAUGGGACGAACACUACAGUAAUUACGUAAAGGGUGUGAGAUUGUACCUACUGAGGGAGAAGGAACUGGACCAGCCUGCAGCCAAGAAACGAUUGAAAAAACUGUAUUAUUUACACUACGGCCUGUCAGUCUUCAUGCCUUUCUUACUCUUCAGAGCUUUCGUGAGGAGGAAGCAUAGACAGAACAUUCUCGAAGUACUCUUCGCGAUCUUGUCAAUAUUCAACGCGAUAUUCAGACGGUCCACACAAAACAUUUUAUAUAUAUACAAGGUUUCAUUGACUUUUUUAAACGACAAUGUGUUUCUGAAUAAAGUUUUUAAUGAAAGUUCUUAAA
This is a messenger RNA of Amyelois transitella, 1762 nucleotides long. RefSeq names its product fatty acyl-CoA reductase 1. The transcript has 14 exons. Gene Ontology annotation, cellular component: peroxisome. NCBI's taxonomy places the organism in Eukaryota, Metazoa, Arthropoda, Insecta, Lepidoptera, Pyralidae. Gene Ontology annotation, biological process: long-chain fatty-acyl-CoA metabolic process. The coding region runs from base 130 to 1761 and encodes 543 amino acids. Gene Ontology annotation, molecular function: alcohol-forming very long-chain fatty acyl-CoA reductase (NADP+) activity. The record is from RefSeq and is a predicted model, not a curated record.